Molecule: messenger RNA, 1312 nt
Organism: Chara braunii
Lineage: Eukaryota; Viridiplantae; Streptophyta; Charophyceae; Charales; Characeae
Source: the annotation of a GenBank genome assembly
ACGAAGAUGGACUGGAAGUGCGUAGCCUGCGGUACGGUGAAUUUGAUGGUGAAGGGGUCCAAGUGCGCAGCAAUGGUGGACACCGGGGCAGAGAUGAACAUUAUUCGGGAGGCAGACGCGAUCAGAUUCGGGCUGGAUAUAGACCGUUCUGACUGCGGUAUUCUGCAUGGAGCCAGCUGUAAGGCCGUGUUUUGCGGGACAGCCUCGAAUGUGCUCAUCGAGGUUGGAAAGGUGAAGGUCAGGGCAUGCUUCUUCAUAAUGCCAGACGUGGACCAUGGAAUCCUCCUGGGGAGGUCAUUCCUAGGCAGGACAGAGACCGUGAUGUUUAACAAACAUGAUGGGACGUUGAUCCUUCUCUUAUGCGAUCCUGCCUGCGGGAAUUAUGAAAUAAUUACUUGCAGGAACACCGGGCCAAGGAGUAUAAGGAACCGGCUUAAUCCAGGAUCGUUCACGAUCGAGGAAUCGGAAGGGGAGCGCAAGAGACUCUGGGCAGAGCCCGAAGCAGGAGAGAGGGUGGAAGCAUUUUCCCUCAGCCUGUCAGAUAUUGGGAAGGCCAUGGAUUUGGUCACCGUGCAUGAGAUGGCAGAUCCGGAUGCCAUCCAGGUCUUGAGGGAACAAGUUCUGGAAUGCCCUGAGGCAGGGAGGUUGGAAUUGGUAUAUCGGCUCCCAGGAAGUGAAGGGAACCCCGCAUCAGCGCAAACACAAUCCGUCAAGCUGUCUACUGCUGUGGAACAGGUUGACGAAGGAUGUGAAGGUGGGCAAAGUGUCACCACAACACUCACAACUGUCACAGUGACAGAUAAUAAAUGGUGUGAUGGCAGUGGCGCAAGUGUCUUCCCCGUUGGCGAGAAGGGCAAUAUUGGUAGCCCACAAGGCCAUAUGUGGAUGUCUAUGGAUAUUUUGCCAUAUGGGUYGGGAARCCAAGGGCGRCUCAGGGCAUCWUUGGAUGAAACCAUGYAUCUGGCRRAAAUGGAACAGCAACUCGAGGCUCACACUCCACUUGAUGAAGAGACACUCAUAGGCGACUUAGAGAUUCCUGCAGAAUUUCAAAGUCCGAUAUCAGAGGAGAAGGCACAACGAGGGUCUCAGGAGGCGGGUACUGUAACAGGCUACCAUGAGGAAGCUAUGCUUGCGGAGGAGAUGGAACCGGGCGGCGAACCUAACAGUCCAUUUGAUGAAGACAUCCCUGGCAGCGACUUCGAUACUGGUACUUGAGGGUCUUAGGAUUCGUCUAUUGUAUUCGAUACUGCUGGGAAGAACGACACUCUUGAGGGGCUUGUGGCAAAAGAAGUAAUUCAAGUGUCGGACAUCG